This is a messenger RNA of Erigeron canadensis, 1669 nucleotides long. RefSeq names its product DUF21 domain-containing protein At2g14520. The transcript is spliced from 13 exons. Lineage: Eukaryota; Viridiplantae; Streptophyta; Magnoliopsida; Asterales; Asteraceae. The record is from RefSeq and is a predicted model, not a curated record. The coding region runs from base 1 to 1518 and encodes 505 amino acids. Gene Ontology annotation, cellular component: intracellular membrane-bounded organelle. Gene Ontology annotation, biological process: magnesium ion homeostasis.
AUGGCUGCAAAUGAUGUGCCAUGUUGUGAAACUAUGUUUUGGGUCUAUUUAGCCUCGGCUGUUGGUUUGGUGGCUUUUGCUGGACUUAUGUCGGGUCUAACCCUUGGAUUAAUGUCUCUUAGCCUUCUUGAUCUUGAGGUUCUCAUAAAGGCGGGUCAGCCUAAUGACCGAAAGAAUGCAGAAAAAAUCAUGCCCAUUGUGAAGAAUCAACACCUACUUCUGUGUACACUUCUCAUAUGCAAUGCCAUGGCAAUGGAGGCUUUGCCAAUUUUUCUUGACUCGAUUCUUCUGCCUUGGACGGCUAUAGUUAUAUCAGUAACCCUUGUGGUAGCUUUUGGUGAGAUUAUACCUCAAGCUGUCUGCUCACGAUAUGGACUAGCCAUUGGUGCAAAACUAUCACCCAUAGUUCGGGUGCUUGUCAUCGUUGUCUUCCCCAUAGCUUAUCCUGUCAGCAAGCUAUUAGAUUACAUACUUGGCAAAGGGCAUUCUGUGCUUUUGAGGCGCGCAGAACUCAAAACAUUGGUGGAUAUGCAUGGCAAUAAGGCAGGGAAAGGUGGAGAGUUGACAAAUGACGAAAUUACAAUUAUAACCGGAGCUCUGGAUUUAGCACAGAAAACCGUCAAAGAUGCUAUGACACCAAUAUCUGAAAUAUUUUCCCUCGAGCUGAACUCCAAACUGAAUGAGGACACUAUGAGUUUGCUACUAAGCAAAAAGCAUAGUCGAGUGCCUAUCUAUCUACAAAGACCAGAAAAUAUAAUUGGCCUUAUCUUGGUAAAAGGUCUAAUAAAAUUGAGACCUGAAGAUGAAGUUCCGAUUAAGAAUCUCAGUAUUCAAAAAAUCCCUAGAAUACAUGAAUGUUUGCCACUGUAUGAGAUGCUAAACUUGUUCCAGAAAGGACAAAGCCAUAUGGCAGUUGUAGUAAGGAGCAAAAGUAGCGCGAUCAAGACACACAUCAACUCAAAUCUAACUCAAAUUAAUGUGGAGAAAACAGGUCAGAAUACAAAACUGAGCAUCUACAGAUCUUCCAGCGAUCCUUCGUCUCAAAAUUUAGCACCAGAUACUACUAUUUCAAAUGGUGUAUUAGACUCGUUUCCAAAUCCAGAUGAAGAAAUUAUUGGUCUUAUAACAAUGGAAGAUGUUUUGGAAGAACUUCUGCAGGAACCUAUACAAGAUGAAAGGAAUGAGUACGUUGACGUAGACAACAUAAUGAAAAUCAACAUACUUCCAUCUUCAUUAAGAUCUGGAGCAGCAUCUGCAUCUCAUUUGGACUGGAAAAAUCUUGUGGCAUCUCCGGCUCAUUCACCACCUUCUCAUACGCCAAUGUCUUCACACCAUCAGAAUUCUGCACCAACUUCACCGAUGUCUCCUUUUAUUCAGUCACCCUUCAAAAAGUCAACUUUAUAUGCUUCGCCUACAAAAUCUAUACCAAACUCUCCUAUGGGAUGUGUCAGCAGCUCGCCAUCUUCAUAUAGGGUCUCAAGGAAAUCGUAUGAGAAGCUGGAAAAGCCCGGUAGUUAAUAGUUCCUUAGAUUCUUACACCUCAUCACCUUGACAAUAAAUGUACAACAGUAUCAUGUUCUGCAUUGUUUGGAAUGUAGCUGUUGUGAAAUGAGUAAUGCUAGAGUUUGAAAAAAGAUUUGGCUUAGAGAUAUCUAUUGACCAAGUUUCA